This is a messenger RNA of Thlaspi arvense, 1357 nucleotides long. The record is from the annotation of a GenBank genome assembly. Lineage: Eukaryota; Viridiplantae; Streptophyta; Magnoliopsida; Brassicales; Brassicaceae.
UCUUACAUAGUAAAGUAUAAUAAAAGUCUAUAAAAGUAUUAUUAUUAUUGACUCUCAACUUAUAAAUGUUCAACUCUCGGUAGUCAUGCCGUACAAAUGAUACAUUUCUGAUACAGAAAUAAUGCAAACACUCAACUCUACGGUUAAUGGCCAUUACUCAUCCUCCACGGUUCGAGCUUCCAUCGUCCAAGCCUCCACCAUCUAUAAUGAUACUCCCAAAACCAUAGAAAAGGCGGAGAAAUUGAUUGCAGAAGCGGCGAACAAUGGAUCAGAGCUGGUGGUGUUCCCAAAGGGAUUUAUCGGUGGCUAUCCUCGAGGGUUUAGGUUUGGUAUAGCAGUUGGUGUUCAUAACGAAGAAGGUCGUGAUGAGUUCCGCAAGUAUCAUGCUUCUGCCAUUCAUGUUCCUGGUCCUGAAGUAGAAAAACUAGCGGAGGUGGCUAGGAAAAACAGUGUGUACCUUGUAAUGGGGGCUAUAGAGAAGGAUGGGUAUACACUGUACUGCACAGCUCUUUUUUUUAGUUCUGAAGGUCGGUUCUUGGGUAAACAUCGUAAAGUGAUGCCGACAACUUUUGAACGAUGCAUAUGGGGUUUCGGGGAUGGAUCAACCAUUGCUGUUUACGACACUCCCAUUGGCAAACUUGGUGCUGCAAUUUGCUGGGAAAAUAGGAUGCCUCUCUACAGAACUGCAUUGUAUGCAAAAGGCGUUGAGAUUUAUUGUGCACCUACUGCUGAUGGUUGGAAGGAAUGGCAAUCGUCCAUGCUUCACAUUGCACUUGAGGGUGGAUGUUUUGUGUUGUCGGCUUGCCAGUUUUGUGAGCGUAAAAAUUUUCCUGAACAUCCUGAUUACCUGGUUACCGAUGGGGUCGAAUACAAAGAACAUGAUGCUAUUGUCUCCCAAGGUGGUAGUGUUAUUAUUUCACCAUUAGGAAAAGUUCUUGCAGGACCAAACUUUGAAUCAGAAUGUCUCAUAACAGCUGAUCUUGAUUUUGGUGAUAUCGCAAAAGCUAAGUUAUACUUUGAUGUGGUUGGACAUUACUCAAAACCAGAUGUUUUUAAGUUGAUCGUAAAUGAGAACCCAAAAACCCCGGUUUCAUUCAUGUCCAAGGUGGUGAAACUAGAGGAUGACAUAGAAACUCAAGACAAAUAAUCGAGACUCGAGACAAAUAAUCGAGAUUUGAAAAUCGUGAACUUAUCCUCUCUAUAACUUCUGGAGUUAUUUAUGUUCAAUAAUGUAAGAAAUAUUGUAAAAAUAUAUACGUUGUUUGAUAAAACUAAGGAUUAAUUUGCUCGUUAAAGGCAUAUUAAUAAUAAUACAACUAUUGCGAAUUUAGAAGGACAAAAUAACUUUCAUUCUUGG